UCGUCAUAUAUCCGGUCCGGGCGGAAUAAUUUCCUUCCGAGUUGAAAUGCACUUCAGCCCGAAUGCGGGGAUUUGUUCAUGCUAUUGGGUCUCAUUUCGUUAAAGAGUUCAAAGUUUUCGCUUUUCCCGGCUCUUUUUAAAAGGUCCAGCGGAACAAGCAGACUGGAAACCUGAAGACAGACGAUACGCUUCCCCCUCUCGCCUCAGCCAAUCCAGUGGUCUUUAAUCUUUCUCUUGUGGAACCCGAUUUAGUUAUCCUUUUGACUGGUGCCGUUUAGCAGACAAUAAAUUUCCGGACAAAAGAGGAAAUCAAGAGUCUUAGGUCUGUUCAAUCCAAGGAAUGGAUACUGUAAUAGCAACAGUCAGCGGCUACCAUGGCUCCGAGCGGUUCAACCUCAUAAAGCUGAUAUCCCAUGCUGGCGCAAGUUAUGUAGGUGCAUUGUCAAGAUCAACGACACACUUGGUGUGUUGGAAAUUUGAAGGAAAGAAGUAUGAUUUUGCUAAGAGGUUCAGUACGAUAAUUGUCAACCAUCGAUGGGUUGAAGAAUGCAUAAAGCAAGGAAAGCGUGUCCCUGAGCAUCCUUAUAUCUUGCAAAGUGGUCAAGAAGUGGGACCAUUAUUAAUGGAAAUCCCACUUGUUAAUGUGGCUGUCUCAACAAAGAAAUUUCAAGUGCUUACUGACAAAGUGAACGCUAGUGACAACUCUGGAAAACAGACUAUUGAUUUGGCAUGUGGGGUUUCUGGUCUUGCAACAUGGACUCAACCUUGUUUGUUGAAUAAGCAUGAAGCGUCCAGUUCCCAUCCCUCAAAGCGUCCAGAUAAAGAGAAGAGAAAGAUAUUUAAUGGUAAAGGAAGCAUUAUUUCGUCUGAACCUUUUUGUAAAGGAAGGAAGCUUGUGAAAAGGAAUAUAUGUAUAGAUAUGUUGGAUUCUGCCCAUUUGGAUUCAGACCAAGAGUGCUACCCAAUUAGUGUUCAUGACCCAGAUAACAAUGUUUCAGCUACGCCUAAUUACUCCCAUGGUACACAGAAAGCCAAUAUAUUAAAAAUUGAAGGAACAUCUGAUGAUCAAUUCCAUAAUCAAAGAGGAAUUAGAAAUGAAGGUUCAGAAGCUCCCAAGGAUUCAAACUUAUGUCUUAAGUAUGCAUCAACUGCCUUGGAUAGAACUUCACAAGAUGUGUGUACCGAUGUUGAGGACUUAAACAGGGAGAUCAAGGAUGAGAGCCAGAUUGAACAUGUGACCGGGCUACCAACAUCAACCGAGUUAUCAUGCGUUAUAUGUUGGACAGAUUUCAGUUCAACUAGGGGGGUUUUACCGUGUGGACAUCGAUUUUGUUAUUCAUGCAUCCAGAACUGGGCUGACCAUAUGGCUUCAAGGAGGAAGAUUUCUACCUGCCCUUUGUGCAAGGCAAGCUUCAUUAGCAUCACAAAGGUCGAGGAUGCAGCCACCACUGAUCAGAAAAUAUACUCCCAAACUAUUCCAUGUGCUUCUUCAGCCAUGGAUAUUUUCAUUCUCACUGAUCAAGAAACACACAGUUUUGGUGCUCAGUCCUCUCUUGCACAUGUUUGUAGUGAAUGUCGUUUCCGAGAACCUGAGGAUCUCCUCAUCAGCUGCCAUCUUUGCCAGAUGCGAUGCAUCCAUUCCUACUGCCUGGACCCUCCCUUGUUACCGUGGACUUGCAUGCAUUGCAAGGAUCUCCAGAUGCUCUACCAUCACACCUACUGAUGUUAUAUUAAAAAAAAAAAAAAUUUUACAAGGAUCUCCAGAUGAUGUUAUAUCUUUGAACUUCAAGAACGAACUCAAGUCUGAGACUAACGGUAUCCUUUGUUUCAAUUAGUCGAUUCGUAUAGGCAAUUUGUUUCAAUUAUUAGAAACUGACAAAGAUGAUGGAAAGGAGCAUUAUAUUUUGUAAUGUUCUUAAUUCAUAUCAUUGAUUAAGUGUUGGAUGUGAA
This is a messenger RNA of Carya illinoinensis, 1950 nucleotides long. RefSeq lists its product as uncharacterized. The transcript is spliced from 7 exons. The record is from RefSeq and is a predicted model, not a curated record. Bases 341 to 1723 code for a protein of 460 amino acids. Lineage: Eukaryota; Viridiplantae; Streptophyta; Magnoliopsida; Fagales; Juglandaceae.